AUGUUUUUAAAUUAUUACUACACAAGUGUGAAGGAGGAGAAGGAGGAGCAUGUGAAGGAGAAGGAGGAGCAUGUGAAGGAGGAGAAGGAGGAGAAUGUGAAGGAGAAGGAGGAGCAUGUGAAGGAGAAGGAGGAGCAUGUGAAGGAGAAGGAGGAGCAUGUGAAGGAGGAGAAGGAGGAGAAUGUGAAGGAGAAGGAGGAGCAUGUGAAGGAGGAGAAUGUGAAGGAGAAGGAGGAGCAUGUGAAGGAGGAGAAGGAGGAGCAUGUGAAGGAGAAGGAGGAGCAUGUGAAGGAGGAGAAGGAGGAGAAGGAGGAGCAUGUGAAGGAGAAGGAGGAGCAUGUGAAGGAGGAGAAGGAGGAGAAGGAGGAGCAUGUGAAGGAGAAGGAGGAGCAUGAGAAGGAAGAGAAGGAGGAGCAUGUGAAGGAGAAGGAGGAGCAUGUGAAGGAGAAGGAGGAGCAUGUGAAGGAGGAGAAGGAGGAGCAUGAGGAGAAGGAGGAGGAGCAUGUGAAGGAGAAGGAGGAGCAUGUGAAGGAGAAGGAGGAGCAUGUGAAGGAGGAGAAGGAGAAGGAGGAGGAGCAUGUGAAGGAGAAGGAGGAGCAUGUGAAGGAGAAGGAGGAGCAUGUGAAGGAGAAGGAGGAGCAUGUGAAGGAGAAGGAGGAGAAGGAGGAGCAUGUGAAGGAGGAGAAGGAGGAGCAUGUGAAGGAGAAGGAGGAGAAGGAGGAGCAUGUGAAGGAGAAGGAGGAGCAUGUGAAGGAGAAAAAGCAGGAGAAAGAGGAGGAGGAGGAGGAGCAUGUGAAGGAGAAAGAGCAGGAGAAAGAGGAGGAGGAGGAUUCCCCCUGA
Molecule: messenger RNA, 840 nt
Organism: Knipowitschia caucasica
Lineage: Eukaryota; Metazoa; Chordata; Actinopteri; Gobiiformes; Gobiidae
Source: the annotation of a GenBank genome assembly